AUGAAUAUCAAUAAUAAAAAUGAUGGAUUGUCAUUUGGGUUUUCUACUGCCAGUGGUGGUUCGAUAAAUGUAUCUGAAAAAGCUUUAUUAAAAGCAAAGAAACUUUUUACUGAUGCGUUUGAAGAAUCUGACAACCAUGAAGAAGCUUCCGCAAUUCAAGAAGAACCUGCUGAAAUUGAAAUGCAAUUACCGAAUGUUGGAUUUCAAACUGCAAGUGGUCAUCGCGUUAAUGUGUCCAGCGAAGCAUUAUUAAAAGCUAAGAAUUUUUUUACCGAUGCACUUAAGGAAAUUGACAAUAAUGAAGAAGUUUCAAAAAUUCAAACAGAGGAAAAGGAAUUUAAAACGUUGUUACCGAAUAUUGCAUUUCAAACUGCAAGUGGUCAACAUAUUAAUGUAAGCAAUGAAGCAUUAUUAAAGACAAAAAUAUUACUUCAGGAAGAAAUUUCAGAUAGCCCUGAAUGUAAUCUUGUAUUAAGUAAAUCACAGCAGAAACGAAAAAUUAAGGAUUUGGAUGAUAAUGUUCCUUCAAAUAAACCAGUAAAAUGUAAUCAGUUUAAAAAGUUAAGAUUUAGUAAUGAAUUCCAAGUUUCAAAAACAGUUCAUAGGAAUUUAAUAAAUAUUGAAGAGAAAGACAAUCAAAGCAACCCUUCAGUGUCCAGAGAAGUUCUAACAUCAAAUUGUAAUAUUGUUAAAUUAAAUGAUAAUACAGAUAAGAUUGAAACUAACAAGAAAAGUAAUGAAGCAUCUGAUAAUUCUUUUAUUUCACAUGAAAUUUUGGCCAGUGCAGUUGCACUUUUAGCUGAUGAAAAGAAUUCAGAUUUUACAGAGGAAUGGAUUUCUCCUGCAGAAAGCAAAGAAAAUGAAGAUACUGCAAAUGUUCCAUCUAGUCCUGUAAUAGGAGGACAAUUUAUUCCUAAAAAGCGAAAAAGUAUAGGUGGUAAAAAGAAAAGUAUAAAUGCUUUGAAAAAUAAGGAAGAUAAAUCAAUGUGUACAAAUUAUUCUAAAGAAGUAUAUGAUAAUUGUGUAAAUUCAGAUCAUUGUAUAAGUGAAAAAAACAAAUGUUUAAUAGAAAAAGAAGAAUUAAUAAAUAAUGAAAGAAAAAGUGAUAUUUGUGUCAUGAAUGAAUUUGGUGACACUCAGUUAAUGAUAGAUUUUAUAAAUCAUUCUGUAACUAUAUUAGAGAAGCGUCUAGAAGCUGCUAUAGAACAAGAUAAACAAAUUAGCUUGAAACAAAAAAAUAAGCCUAAACCAACAAUCAGUAAACUGUAUUUUCAUAAAAAGAGUAAUACUAAUCGUGUAUCUUGGAAAGAAAUUAGUAAAGGAAAUAAACCUAUUCCAUGUACAUACAAAGAGCUUAUUGAACAAAAAUUGCCACUUGAAAUAUUGGAUGUAACAGCUGAUAAUGCAAUAGCAUAUAAAUUUCGAUGCACAGAUUUUUAUGGGCAGGAUACUGUGCAAAAUAAUAUUGAUGGUAUAAAAUUGGAAGAUGGAGCAUGUUUGAUUCUGGAUGAAAAUGGUUAUGCAGGGAUAAUAGAAAUUAAGCGAUCGUUUUUAGCUAGUCCAGGGGUAGUUCCUGAUUUACUUCCCACUAAAUGGGUAGAAAAUCAUUACAAAUGGAUUGUAUGGAAACUAGCAUCAAUGAACAGAAUAAAAUUUGGUUCUAUUGCUUUACCAAGAGUAUUAACUCCGGCUAAAGUAAUGAUGGAAUUAAAAUAUCGUUACGAUCGGGAAAUUGAUAGAUCUCAAAGAUCGGCUUUAAGAAAAAUUUUGGAGAAAGACGAUGUUGCAUCAAAAAGAAUGGUUUUGUGUGUGGCAUCUAUUAUUGAGCAUGAUGAUUCUGCUUCUGUAAAUAAAAGUCCUAAUCAUUUAACACCAGCAUUUAAAAAAUUGAUAUUAACAGAUGGAUGGUACAGCAUUCAAGCUUCUAUUGAUCAAGCAAUGGUUAAAAAUAUAAUGUCUGGUAAAAUAAAAGAAGGAACAAAAUUAUUAACAUACGGAUCAGAAUUGUUAAACUGUGAUCAAGGAUACCCUCCUUUAGAAGUUCCAGAGAAUGUAUCUUUAAAAAUACAUACAAAUUCCACAAGAAGAGCAAGGUGGGAUCUAAAGUUAGGGUACAUAGUACCUUUAGGUCCAAUAUGCAUUAAAUUAAGAACUAUUUUUCCAAAUGGUGGAUUAAUUGGAAAAAUUAAAGUUACAAUUGCAAGGGUAUAUCCAAUGUUAUAUCAUGAAAAAACUUCAGCAGGGGAAUCUAAAGAGAAAUAUUUUUAUACUAGAAAAAGCAAAAAUAAUUCAAAUCCAGACAGUAUUGAUUUAGCAGCAUUCGACUGGAAUGAAGAUUGCGAAAAAUUAUCUAAAGAGGAAUUUCUGUCGGAACAAGAGCUUGAACAAUUAAAAAAUAAUUGUCGCACGAAAGAAGAAAACUUUAGACAAAAGUUAGAGUCUCGAUUACAAAAAAGUUUACCUCCACCACGACAAGUUACGCCACUAUUAAAAAUUCGUGUGAUCGAAGAAGAGAUAAAUGCUACUUUAUCAAUUUGGUCUCCUAGUGAAGAUGUUACGGAUAUUUUAAAGGAAGGAAAUUAUAUAUCAAUUUGCAAUGUUGUGCCCUCGGCAAGAAGAGGUAACGAGCUACAGUUGACUGCAAAUCGAAAUGCUUUAUUUAAUCAAAUUAACGUCUUUAAUACAAAUUAUCUUCGAAGAACAUAUACAGCAUUAUGUGAUAUAAGUAAGUCAACUUUUACUCCAGCUUAUGGAGAAUUUGAUACAGUAGGAAUUGUUGUUUCUAUUGGAAGUGAACCAUAUGGUAUGAAAAAUUUUCAAGCUGUAUAUUUAGCAUAUCCAUACACAUGUUCUCAGUCUUCAUAUUUGUCAAUAUUGUUCUGGCAUGGGAUAUCCUCUUAUGGGUAUACAGAAAUUUUGACCAUAGGAUCUUUCGUUGCUUGUAACAAUUUAGAAUGGCGACGAUCUACAUCAUGGAAUAUACCAAUGGCAUAUUGCACAGAACGAAGUACUUUUACACGAAAUCCUCGACAGAGUCAUCUUCAAAAACCUUUCGACGAUUUAACACGUUUGAUAACGGAUGCUAGUGCAUAUAUAGGUACAUGUUCAACAGAAAUUUCGGAAGAAAUACAGAAGAAAUCGAUGACAAGAAUGUCAGAUCAGUAUAUGCUGGAUAGAAAUAAUUUCGAUAAAAUUUCACUGAAUGAAAAUUCUAAUUCUGACAGACAGUUCAGUAAUUGUACAUCUCAGGAAUGUCCAGGAAGAAGUUUACUCAGUAACCACCCAGCAAAAUCUACUGCUAUACAAAAGCGACUUGAAAAGUUACAGUGUUAUGGUGAACCAUCUAGUCUGUCUCCGAUUGUGCUUAAUAAUAGCUCCAAGCGAGUGUCAUUAGAUUUUCAGUCCCCUCUCAAAUCAACAGAUAAAAAACUUGCGAAAAGUCAUAUAUCGCUAAAUGCAAAAUUAAUGCAAAAUCACAGAUGA
Habropoda laboriosa is the source of this 3483-nucleotide messenger RNA. Its product is annotated as breast cancer type 2 susceptibility protein homolog. The record is from RefSeq and is a predicted model, not a curated record. Gene Ontology annotation, biological process: regulation of DNA-templated transcription; double-strand break repair via homologous recombination. Bases 1 to 3483 code for a protein of 1160 amino acids. The transcript is spliced from 12 exons. NCBI's taxonomy places the organism in Eukaryota, Metazoa, Arthropoda, Insecta, Hymenoptera, Apidae.